AUGUCUAAAGGAACAGUUCUGCUGUUAAAAGAUAAAGCCUCAUUCGAACCAAUUAAAAUUCACCAAAGUACAACUUAUGACAUAAAUGAUAGUACACAACAAUUUUCAGACGAGUAUGAAAUUAAAUUAGCCACACUUUCAUAUACCAGUAUUUUUUUACCGGUAUUAUCACAUGUUUUUGUUAAUGUAGAAGAAUUAUCAAAAAUACUAACACAUGGACCCGAAAAAAAGUAUUGGGGAUUUAUUGCAACUAGCCAAAAAGCUGUUAAAGGGUUAAAGCUUGCUUGGAACAAUUCGUUCAACGAUGUUACUGAAGCAGGUUCUUUUGGCAGAGAAAAAACUUUAUGGAAAAGUUUACCAUUUUUUGUGGUAGGCAAAGCAACAGCAAAAGCAGCAGAUGAUCUGAAUCUUAAUACAUUGGGAUUAAAAUCGGGCAAUUCAGAAUCUCUUGCAGAAUAUAUUAUUCAAUUUCAUGGUGAGAGUAAUCCAACCGCAUUGCCCCUCUUAUUUCUAACGGGUGAUAAACGUCUGGAUAAGCUUCCAACACGAUUAUCAGAAGCUGGAAUAAAACUGGAAGAAUUAUUAGUCUAUGAAACAAGACCUUAUGGAAACUUUUCCACUGAAUUGGAGAAUAUUGUCAAAAAAAAUAGACAAAUAGAUUGGAUUGUAUUCUUUAGUCCAAGUGGUGUAGAUGUAGCAUUGGAAAAUUUAAUGAAAUUGGACUUAUGGAAGACCGUAAAGAUUGCAUGUAUUGGAAAAACUACAGGAGACUAUCUUGAGAAGAACGGUAUAAAAGUUCAUGUAAUAUCUCCGAGACCCGAGCCUGAAAGUUUGACAUGUAGUAUUAAUGAAUAUACGCCAUAA
Molecule: messenger RNA, 864 nt
Organism: Cetraspora pellucida
Lineage: Eukaryota; Fungi; Glomeromycota; Glomeromycetes; Diversisporales; Gigasporaceae
Source: the annotation of a GenBank genome assembly